Molecule: messenger RNA, 8585 nt
Organism: Gallus gallus (chicken)
Lineage: Eukaryota; Metazoa; Chordata; Aves; Galliformes; Phasianidae
Gene: CACNA1H
Product: calcium voltage-gated channel subunit alpha1 H
Exons: 35
Coding region: 361-7599 (2412 amino acids)
Biological process (GO): neuronal action potential; calcium ion transmembrane transport; membrane depolarization during action potential
Cellular component (GO): voltage-gated calcium channel complex; plasma membrane; voltage-gated sodium channel complex
Molecular function (GO): voltage-gated sodium channel activity; low voltage-gated calcium channel activity
Source: RefSeq, a predicted model, not a curated record
GAAGUUUCCUGUUAAGCACGGGCGAAGCUUUGCAAAGCGGUUGCGGAGCCGCCCGCUCGCUCCUUGGGAUUACCGUCGGGAGAGACUCCGCUCGGCUCGGGAAGGGCCCCCGCCCCCGCCGCCACCUCUCCUCCUCCUCCUCCCCAGCCUUCCUCCAUCCCUGAGGGCGGACGCUGCACGCCGAGCCCCGGCCCCCCCUCCCCCGCUGGAUUUACGUUGUCGUUGGGGAGCUGUGUAUGGAGGGGGGGGGUCGUCCGCCUCCCUUUGCCCCGAUUGCAGCCUGGUCCCAUGUGAACCGCACGGCACGGCUAUGCUCCUGGGGACACCGAGCUCCGCCGAACUAAGGUCCUGGCUGCUACCAUGAGUGAUGGCGAGAGCCGAGAGCCGCGCCCGGCCGGCGGCGAGGUGCGGGUGCCCAUCACCGUGCCGCCCCGCCGCGCCGCCGAGCAGCCCCUGGACGAUGCCGGCUCCGCUCCCAGCGGUUCUCCCAGCCGCGACCCGCCGCCCGACCUGGCCUCCGAGGAGGAGGAGCAGGUGCCUUACCCGGCGCUGGCACCCACCGCUUUCUUCUGCCUCAAGCAAACCACCCGCCCGCGCAGCUGGUGCCUCAGGCUGGUCUGUAACCCCUGGUUCGAGCAUGUCAGCAUGCUGGUCAUCCUCCUGAACUGUGUCACCCUGGGCAUGUUCCAGCCCUGCGAGGACGUGGAGUGCCAGUCGGAGCGCUGCACCAUCCUGGAGGCAUUUGACGACUUCAUUUUCGCUUUCUUUGCGGUGGAGAUGGUCAUCAAGAUGGUGGCUCUGGGGAUCUUCGGGCAGAAGUGUUACCUUGGAGACACGUGGAAUCGCCUGGACUUCUUCAUCGUGAUGGCAGGCAUGAUGGAGUACUCCCUGGAUGGACACAACGUCAGUCUGUCUGCCAUCCGCACCGUGCGCGUGCUGCGGCCGCUGCGAGCCAUUAACAGGGUGCCAAGUAUGCGAAUACUCGUCACCCUGCUGUUAGAUACUCUGCCUAUGUUAGGCAACGUCCUCCUCUUGUGCUUCUUUGUUUUCUUCAUCUUUGGGAUCGUCGGUGUGCAGCUCUGGGCAGGGCUGCUGAGAAACAGGUGUUUCCUGGACAGGAAUUUGGCAACGACGUAUAACCUUACCUUCCUGCAUCCGUACUACCGCACAGACGAAGCAGAGGAGAAUCCAUUUAUCUGCUCAUCCCAUCGUGAGAACGGCAUGCAGAAAUGCUCCAACAUCCCAACCAGGAAGGAGUACAAGGUGGAGUGCACCUUGAGCAUGGACUCCUACACCCCAAGUUUAUACAACCCUGACUUCAGCAGCAAGAAUGCCUGCAUAAACUGGAACCAGUAUUACAACGUAUGCAUGGCAGGGGAUGUAAACCCACACAAUGGAGCUAUUAAUUUUGAUAAUAUUGGCUAUGCCUGGAUAGCUAUAUUUCAGGUUAUAACCCUGGAAGGAUGGGUUGACAUCAUGUAUUAUGUGAUGGAUGCACAUUCUUUUUACAAUUUUAUAUAUUUUAUAUUGCUUAUAAUAGUUGGUUCCUUCUUCAUGAUUAACUUGUGCCUGGUUGUGAUAGCAACACAGUUUUCUGAAACAAAGCAGCGGGAGAACCAGCUGAUGCAGGAGCAGCGGGCCCGUUAUCUCUCCAAUGACAGCACAAUUGCCAGCUUCUCCGAGCCAGGUAGCUGCUACGAGGAGCUGCUGAAGUACAUCUGCCACAUCUUCAGGAAGGUGAAGCGGCGGACAAUACGGCUGUACAAUAACUGGCAGAGCAAGCGCAGGAAAAAAGUUAACCCGAACAACACCACAAACGGGCAGAGCCGCCGAGGCAAAAAGCGCAUCACCUCCAUUCACCACCUCAUCCACCACCACCACCACCACCAUCACCACCACUACCACAUCAGCAAUGGGAGCCCGCGGGGGCCGCGCUCCAACCCAGAGAUCUGUGACCUGGAGCUCAAGGUGAUGAAGCCUGGCGGCCAGCUGAUGCUCCCUUCUCCAUCACCCAACUUGCAGAGCCCCGUCCCUCCUCCAGAUUCGGAGUCUGUGCAUAGCAUUUACCAUGCGGACUGUCACGUUGAAGGACCACAAGUGAACUGUAAGUCUUCCAAUGCCCCUGCAAGCAUUAAACUCACUACUGGGCUCUCCAACCAUGGCAACAUGAAUUAUCCUACCAUCCUGCCUUCACCAACUAGCAAAGCCAGUUCUGUCCCAGUUCCCAAAGGAAAGAAGAAUGGCAGUUCACCUGUGGCUGUAGUUAACAGCCCUGUAACUUUGGGCACGGAUUCUUAUGGGAAGCUGCAGCAACUGGUAGGAGAGCAUGGUCUGCGGAGGACACCCAGCCGGCUGUCGGGGCUGAGCGUGGCCUGCCCACUGCCCAGCCCGCCGGGCGGCACGCUGAGCUGCGAGCUGCAGGACUGCCCCUUCUGCGCCAGCCUCCUGGAGGACCCCGAGUUCGCCUUCAGUGAGUCUGACAGCUGCGACUCCGACAGCAACGGCAUCUACGAGUUCACCCAGGACCUGAGGCACGGCGACCACAGGGACCAGCUGCAGCAGCAGCGGGGCAGGAGGAAGAGGAAGAAGAAGAAACCCAAGGAGAGGAACAAGGUCACCCGCCUGUGGAAGGCGUUCGGCAGCAAGCUGAAGAGGAUCGUGGAGAGCAAGUACUUCAACCGAGGGAUCAUGAUCGCCAUCCUCAUCAACACGCUGAGCAUGGGCAUCGAGUACCACGAACAGCCAGACGAGCUGACCAACGCCUUGGAGAUCAGUAACAUCGUCUUCACAAGCAUGUUCGCCCUGGAGAUGCUCCUGAAACUCCUUGCCUUUGGCCUCUUCGGCUACAUCAAGAACCCAUACAACAUCUUUGACGGGAUCAUAGUUGUCAUCAGUGUCUGGGAGAUCAUUGGGCAGUCGGACGGUGGGCUUUCCGUGCUCCGAACUUUCCGGCUGCUCCGGGUGCUGAAGUUGGUGCGCUUCAUGCCCGCCCUCCGUCGCCAGCUGGUGGUCCUGAUGAAGACAAUGGACAACGUUGCCACCUUCUGCAUGUUGCUCAUGCUCUUCAUCUUUAUCUUCAGCAUUCUCGGCAUGCAUCUUUUUGGAUGCAAGUUCAGUCUGAAGACUGAUACAGGAGACACAGUUCCAGAUAGGAAGAAUUUUGAUUCCUUACUCUGGGCCAUUGUGACAGUAUUUCAGAUCCUCACUCAAGAGGACUGGAAUGUGGUCCUGUACAACGGGAUGGCAUCAACAUCUUCAUGGGCAGCACUCUACUUUGUGGCCCUGAUGACCUUCGGCAAUUAUGUGCUCUUCAACCUUCUGGUUGCCAUUCUGGUGGAAGGCUUCCAGGCAGAGGGGGAUGCCAAUAGGUCAGACACAGACGAGGACAAGACAUCCGCCAACUUUGAUGAUGAUUUUGAGAAGCUGAAAGACCUCCGUGCAACGGAGAUGAAGAUGUACUCACUUGCUGUCACCCCGAAUGGGCACCUGGAGGGCAGGGGCAGCAUGCCACCCCCUAUAAUCAUGCGCACCGCUGCCACUCCGAUGCCCACACCGAAGUGUUCCCCGCACAUGGAUUCAGUGCACACCUUUGUGGACUCGAGGAGAGGGAGUAAUGCUUCUCUAGAUCCCCUGACCUACGAUCAGAAGUCCUCGUCUAGCCUCCGCAGUUCCCCUUGUGCCAACUGGGGUACCAACAGCAACUGGGGAAGCCGCCGCUCAAGCUGGAACAGCCUGGGCAGAGCCCCGAGCCUCAAGAAGAAGAACCAAUCUGGUGAAAGAGAGUCUUUGCUCUCCGGGGAGGGGAAAGGCAGCACAGACGAUGACUCCGAUGACGCCAAGUCCAGCACGGUCAGCAGGCCCUCACUGCACCGCCGGGCAGAGUCCUUGGAUUACCGCAGCUCCCUAGACCUGCCCGAGCUGCUGCAGCUGCCCCCCAUGCGCCAUUCGCUCAGUAUCAGCCCCAUGGCUGUUCUGCCUGCUGAGUACCAAGACUGCAACGGCAAGAUGGUGCACGUCCCCAGCGAGUUCUUCCUGCACAUCGAUGGCCACAAGGAAGAGGCCGUGGACUAUGAGGAUGACAUGGAGGAUAGUUACUGCUACCGGAUUCGUAAAGUCCUGGAGCCCUACAAACCAGAGUGGUGCAAGAGUCACGAGGAUUGGUCCCUCUACUUGUUUUCCCCACAGAAUCGGUUCAGAGUGAUGUGCCAGAAGGUCAUUGCCCACAAAAUGUUUGAUCAUGUGGUACUGGUCUUCAUAUUUCUCAACUGCAUUACAAUAGCACUGGAGCGACCAGACAUAGAUCCGCACAGCACCGAGAGGAUAUUCCUGAGUGUUUCUAAUUACAUCUUCACUGCAAUCUUUGUGGCUGAGAUGAUGGUUAAGGUAGUGGCUCUUGGCUUUUUCUCUGGGGAGAACACCUAUCUACAGAGCAGCUGGAACGUCCUGGAUGGAGUCCUGGUCUUCGUAUCUAUCAUAGACAUUAUUGUCUCCAUGGCAUCAGCAGGAGGAGCAAAGAUCCUGGGUGUCCUUCGCGUUUUGAGACUGCUGCGGACCUUGAGACCUCUCCGAGUCAUCAGCAGAGCCCCAGGUCUGAAGCUGGUGGUGGAAACCUUGAUCUCCUCCUUGAGGCCUAUUGGGAAUAUUGUUCUCAUCUGCUGUGCUUUCUUCAUUAUCUUUGGGAUUUUAGGGGUGCAGCUUUUUAAAGGCAAAUUCUACUACUGUGACGGUCCCGAUGUGAAAAACAUCACAACGAAGACUGACUGCACCAAUGCACACUACAGAUGGGUUCGGCGGAAGUACAAUUUUGACAAUUUGGGACAGGCCCUCAUGUCCUUGUUUGUCCUUUCCUCCAAAGAUGGCUGGGUGAACAUCAUGUACGAUGGUCUGGAUGCUGUGGGUAUUGACCAACAGCCCAUCCAGAACCAUAACCCUUGGAUGCUUCUCUACUUCAUCUCCUUCCUGCUCAUCGUCAGCUUCUUCGUGCUCAACAUGUUCGUGGGGGUGGUGGUGGAGAACUUUCACAAGUGCCGGCAGCACCAGGAGGCAGAGGAGGCCCGGCGUCGGGAGGAGAAGCGUCUGAGACGCCUGGAGAAAAAGCGCAGGAGUAAGGAGAUGUACCUGUCUGAAGCCCAGCGCAGGCCUUACUAUGCUGACUAUUCUCCAGCACGGAAAUACAUUCACACCCUCUGCACCAGCCACUAUCUCGACCUCUUCAUCACCUUCAUCAUUGGAGUCAACGUCAUCACUAUGUCGAUGGAGCACUACAACCAGCCAAAGUCCCUGGAUGAAGCCCUGAAGUACUGUAACUACGUGUUCACCAUAGUUUUUGUGUUCGAGGCAGUCCUGAAGUUGGUGGCAUUUGGUUUUCGAAGGUUCUUUAAGGACAGGUGGAAUCAGCUGGAUUUGGCCAUCGUUCUCUUAUCCAUUGUGGGAAUCACGCUGGAGGAAAUUGAGAUGAACGCUGCACUGCCCAUCAAUCCCACAAUAAUACGCAUCAUGCGGGUGCUGAGAAUAGCAAGAGUGCUGAAACUGCUUAAAAUGGCCACCGGAAUGCGAGCCCUCCUGGACACAGUGGUACAAGCGCUUCCCCAGGUAGGGAACCUUGGCCUACUUUUUAUGCUCCUGUUUUUUAUCUAUGCUGCCCUGGGAGUGGAAUUGUUUGGCAAGCUAGACUGCAGCGAAGAGAAUCCUUGCGAAGGGCUGAGCCGGCACGCCACGUUCACCAACUUUGGGAUGGCCUUCCUCACCCUCUUCAGGGUGUCCACGGGGGACAACUGGAACGGUAUCAUGAAGGACACUCUCCGGGAAUGCACGCGGGAAGACAAGCACUGCCUCAGCUACCUGCCUGUUAUCUCUCCUGUCUACUUCGUCACCUUCGUCCUCAUCGCACAGUUCGUCCUGGUCAACGUGGUGGUGGCCGUGCUGAUGAAGCACUUGGAGGAGAGCAACAAGGAGGCCAAGGAGGACGCUGAGAUGGACGCUGAGAUCGAGCUGGAGAUGUCCCGAGGAGCGAGCACCACCAGUGGCAGCAGGGGAGGUGCGGUGGCCCUGGAGAGCAGAGCAUCCUGCAGAAGCCAGGAGGCCAUGAAGUCAGAGCCAGCAGCGCAGGCGAAGCACCAAGCCCUGGGAGGCACGGCCAUCCCGCAGCCUCAGGACUCCCAGAACAUGCUGACGGUCCGCAAGAUCUCCGUUUCACGCAUGCACUCCUUGCCCAACGACAGCUACAUGUUCCGGCCCGUGAUGCCAGCCAAAGCUCCCUUUCCCCUCCACGAGGUGGAGAUGGAGGCAUAUCCCUGCAAGUCACAGCGAGGGUCCAUCACCUCCAUCCGCUCGCAGCCCGUGGGGACGUGCUCCUCCUUGAGGGUCCCCCCCGAGUCCCUCCACGUGGCCGUGCGCUCCCCCGGCCGAGAGGGCUGGCACCGCUGGAAGGUCCUUCCCCCGCACGUCGUCCCUCGGUCUCCUACUCUCAGCAAGCUGCUGUGCCGGCAGGAGGCCGUUCGGACAGACUCGGUGGACGGACACCCUCCAGACCCCAAGGACAACCUGCAAGCAGAGCGUGGAGAGAUGCCACCAUCACCAAAGCACCCUCAGCGCACCCUCACUCCCAGCCCUCUCCACCCUGCAGCCUCCUCCCUGCCGGGCUCCCCUCCGCGCUCCCCACCAACCUCCCCACACCGGCACCCUUCGCUGACUCGGAAACACCCCCGCAGCCAGCGCGGGGUCCCCAGUCCCACCGAGAGCCCCCCAAGCCCCCAGGGCUGCCUCCUGGAGCCCUCUGACCUGGCUGACGAGGAGGUUCGCCACAUCAACAGCUCAGCCAAAGACUGGGGGGAGCACUCGGAGGCCGGGAGCUGCUCCACGUCGCCGUUCGUCUCGCCGGCCGCGUCGCCGGUGCCCCUGAAGAAUUGCAGCACAAGCAGCCUGACGGCAGGCAGCGGCAAGGAGAGGGACUUGAAGAAGUUUUACAGCAUCGAUACAAAGGGCUUCCUCACCAAGCCCAGCUGGGCGGAUGACCAAAGGCGGCACUCCAUCGAGAUCUGCCCCUCCGUCCGCGAUGGGGACUGCGGCUUCGAGGAGCGCGCCGAGGAAAAGCCGCGCUCCCCCGCCCACGUCCAGCCAGAGUCCGAGUACAUCCACGGAGCCCGGAGGAAGAAGAAGAUGAGCCCGCCCUGCAUUUCUAUAGAUCCUCCCAUGGAGGACGACAGCGGGGCGGCCUCGCGCACCAAACCCUCCGAGAACAGCAUGCUGCGCCGCAGGACCCCGUCCUGCGAGUUCCCGGCGUACCGAGAGCCCCUGGAGCCGGCGGAGGCGCAGCCGGGGGAGCCGGGCUGCAAAGCAGAGCGCCGUGCCCAGCACCUCGCCAUCCCCGGCUUCUCCUUCGAGCAGUCGGAUGGCGGCGGCUCCCUGAGCAGCCUCUCAGACCUGCUGGACAGUGGGCGAUCCACACCGGACUGCGAACUGAGAAAGCCGGAGCCCUUAAAAACUCAACGGAGCAACGCCGAGAAAAGCAAAGAGCUGCUCAGCGUGGCCAAGAGCCCCGUCCGGAUGCAGGACUUGGUGACUGUUGCAACAGAAGAAGACAUCGACGAGCCCGUAUAGCUGUCUGGGAGGGGGGUGCGGGGGGUCUCAAGGGCUUGACACCGACAUGGGGUUGGACACCGAAGGGACUGCGCGGCCGCGUGGCCACGCUCUGGUUUUUCCCUUUCUCGCAGUCCCUUCUUCUUAAGCGCUGUGGAGGUUUGCAAAAAAAAAAGAAAAAAAGAAAAAAGAAAACAUUAAAAAAAAAAAAAAAGAUAUUAUUAUUAUUAUUAUUAUUAUUAUUAUUUAAGAAGAAACCAAACAAAAGGAUGAGACGGUGCCGGGUUUCAGGGCGGGGGUUCAGAGGGGGCUUUUCUAAAGGGCAAAGUGGAGGCGGUGGGGGCGGCUGUCGGUCCUCUGCGCCCACGGUCACAUUGAUCCGGGUGGUGGCGGAGGGGGGCUGAGGGUCCUCCUCGUCGUUUCGUUGUGGGGUUUUUUUUUUUCGUUGUUUUGGGGUUGGUUUUUUUUUGUUGUUGUUGUUGUUCUGUUUUUAAAAAGAUGCUCAACUUUUUAAAAGGCACUUUUAGAGACGUCACACGCCGUGGGAGCGCCCCGGGGAUGGGAGCUGUACGUUGUCUGUAUAUCAGCAGUUAUAUAAAUAGAAAUCAUGUAUUUGUGAGAUACAAAACAAGGCAAAAAAAAAAAAAAAAAAAGACAAAAAAAAAAAAAAAGUACCCACAAAAACUCUUCUUCUCCUUCAUAAUGCACAUAUUUUUAUAGGGAAACGAUGCUGUUUUUUGCAUUACGUGUGACUCCGCGACCGGGUUGUGUUUCCUUGGGUUUUAUGUGGAACUGAUUAUUACAGCCGGUCAUUUUCCAACUGUUUCUGCUCUUCCUUUGCUCUCCUCCCCCCUCAUCAUCCCCACCAUCAGCCCACAGCUCCUCCUUUCGCCGCCCCUCUCAUUUUUCUCUUGUACUUUAGAGGUUGUGUCCUAACAACGGGAAGGAACCAAAUCACUACUGAAUUGUAGCCAGUGCAAUAAUAAGUUAUUCAUUCUUCUCGUCUG